This is a messenger RNA of Paramecium tetraurelia, 984 nucleotides long. RefSeq lists its product as uncharacterized. The record is from RefSeq and is a predicted model, not a curated record. The transcript is spliced from 2 exons. NCBI's taxonomy places the organism in Eukaryota, Ciliophora, Oligohymenophorea, Peniculida, Parameciidae.
AUGAAUACAUCUUUAGAAAUGAAACCAAGAUCAAUAUCUGACUACACCAAUAAAAACCCAAAAAUAAAAAUAAUUGAAAUGCCAAAUAAUCAAAAUCAAACAUAUGCUUUUGAUGGAAAAAGGGGUGCAGAUAGAAAUUAUUAUGACCCAAAAAAAUCAAACUAAUCAAUAAUUUAAAAUAAUACUAAAGCUCAAAUUAAAGUAUAGGACUUUGGAACAUCAAUGAGUCCUUUUAUACAAUGUAAAAACCAAAUCCAAUCAUUUGGCAAUUAGUAAAUUCCUUGUGUACAGAAAAACCCAUUUAAACCAAAUGAUAUAUAUGAGAAAUAGUAUAAAGCAUAUCCCAAAUAAAACAUAACUUCGACUAUUAGAGAAGAAAAAAGUUAAUUCGGAAACAGUGUUAGAAGUGUUUCAGAAUAUAAAGCACCAACCCAGAAUUAAUAGAACAAUCAACUUCAAUAAUAUGAAAAUAGUAAAUUAUUUCAUUAGAAUCCUAAUGUUAAUAAGUUUAAUAUUUUCUAAUCAAAUUAUAUGAAAAAAUAAGACUCAUAAAUAAAUAAAGACUCAUAAAUGAAUCAAGAAUAAUUAGAAGAAACUAAUAUUUUUGAGUCUAAAGUUUUUACAAGAUAAGUUCAAUGCUAUACUUGUUUAUAAAAUAUUGAUGGAACUUAAUAUUAAUUAAAUUGCUAACAUAUUUAUCACAUAAGUUGUUUGCAGGAAUUAAUUAGUACACAAAUAAAAGGAUUUAAAUAAAAUCCAUAGCUUUCAUGCAUAUGUAAAUAAAAAAUUCAUAGAAUUCCAAAAAUUGAUGCUGAAUUUAAUGAAAUACAUCAAAAAGAAUUACUAUAAAAAUAAAUAGAAUUCAUCUUUUAUAAAAAUUAAUAGAUUUUCUAAACUUGCAAUCGCUGUAAUUUCUUUUGGAUUAACAAAUAAUCUUAGAAAAAUUAUAAUGCCAAAUAGUGUUGUAUGUGUGAUGAAAAGUGA